GGGAGGAAUGCCUGGUUCAGUACGGCUGAGAGACAGCGAGAUCCUUCAGAGAAUUAUGGUUAGACAAGCUGAAGAGAAAAGAUUGUAUGGUGCUAUAUGUGCUGCACCAGCUGUUGUUCUCAUGCCCUGGGGUCUUCACAAGGGAAGAAAGAUCACCUGUCACCCGUCCUUCGUAGGAGAUCUUCCAACAUUCCGAGCUGUUGAGUCAAAUGUUCAGGUUUCAGGAGAGCUCACUACUAGUCGUGGUCCUGGGACAGCAUUUCAGUUUGCUUUAUCAUUUGUCGAGCAAUUGUUUGGGCUUCACGCUGUUGAAGAUGUGGACAGUACUUUGAUUGAUGCUGCUCUUGAAAGAAGUACAGAAGUCAACAGAGUUGAAUGGCCUUUUGAUCACAAACCUCAGGUUCUCAUUCCAAUUGCAAAUGGGUCUGAGGAGAUGGAGAUCAUAAUGUUGGUGGAUAUUUUAAGACGGGCAAACAUAAAUGUGGUGUUGGCAUCAGUUGACGAGUCCACAAAUGUUGUUGGGUCUCAAAGAAUGAAGAUUGUUGCUGAUAAAUGCAUAUUGGGUGCUUCUGAUUCAAAAUAUGAUCUAAUCAUUAUUCCUGGGGGACCUGCCGGAGCUGAGCGUCUUCACAGGUCUACAACUCUUAAGAAGCUACUCAAGGAACAGAAGCAAGCAGGCAGGAUGUAUGGUGGGAUCAGUUAUUCUCCAUUGAUAUUGCAGAAGCAAGGUUUACUCGAGGAUAAAACAGUAACUGCUCAUCCUUCCAUAGUCAGUCAGCUCACUUGCCAGGUUAUUGACAGCUCAAAGGUUGUGAUUGACGGAAAUUUGAUUACCGGGAAGGGACUCGGAACAGUCAUGGAUUUCUCCCUGGCUAUUGUAAGAAAAUUCUUUGGCCAUGGGCGAGCAAAAGGUGUGGCAAAUGGAAUGGUUUUUGACUACCCCAAGAGCAGAAACGCCUAGCAUUGCUGGUACAAUGGAGUAAUGCGCUGAAUGUUUGGUUAUGGAAUAUAGAUCUUGCGGUAGCUAUGCUCAAACUUUUAAGUGACUGACUCUCUUGCGGAGAUGGGAAAUUUUCUUCUGUUGCCGUCUUAGUGGAUAGCUGCAGACUGCAGUGAAAUGUCCACUGAAUAUGUUGGGAUGAACCACAACUGCAUUGGGAAAAUCCAGUUGGGGUCAGUUCAUCUCAAGAUGUUCUGCGCCGAUGCGGCAUCAUGGGCAUCAAGGGCCGCACGCUCCAUGUGUGCUUUAAGGGCGCGGGCGCGGAAGACCUCCCCAGCGGCGGCGGCUCCCAGUACAGCAGCAGCGUCAUGCACGAGUGGGCGCUGGACCGCGGGACAGCAUGUGACAACAUAUAGGCACUAUGUUGACAAGUUUAUUUUCAACUUCUGGGCAAUCUGCUUGCGUACGCUUUGCUGAAUAUUGAGGUGGAUGGCCUGCAAACAUGACAAUACAGCAAGCAAAAAUAGAUCCAUCCAACUGCUCAUUGUUUGAUAUUGCUUUGGUGCUUAAUACUUGCUUAUAAUUUUGCUUCGUGACCGAACGAGUUUGUAUGUUAUGUUUGCUGUCAGAAUUUGUCCAAGAAAACACAUUUGGUAAUGCAUCUUGGGUCGGUGCUUCUGUUUA
This is a messenger RNA of Aegilops tauschii subsp. strangulata, 1624 nucleotides long. Lineage: Eukaryota; Viridiplantae; Streptophyta; Magnoliopsida; Poales; Poaceae. The record is from RefSeq and is a predicted model, not a curated record.